Messenger RNA from Naegleria fowleri, 3531 nucleotides. RefSeq lists its product as uncharacterized. The record is from RefSeq and is a predicted model, not a curated record. The coding region runs from base 1 to 3531 and encodes 1176 amino acids. Lineage: Eukaryota; Heterolobosea; Eutetramitea; Acrasida; Naegleriidae. The transcript has 4 exons.
AUGCCGACCACGACUGGCGAUAUUAUUUCUUCCAGUACAUCCAAACUGGAGGGUCUUCAUAUCAACCCUUCUCUCUUCAAGACAUCCACGUUGGUUCAAACUAUUGUUGGGUUCUUUGUCAGUUCUGUCGUGAUUGCCUCUGUGGUAGCCACAGUCAUUCUCGUCUCAGUUGGCAUUGGUUAUCAAGCUCCAAAUCCCAAGCCAGACUUUGCAGAGACGUUCAAACAUCAACCAAUUAUCAUUAACGUUUUAUUGAAUGAUUUUGAUCCCCGUGGUGGUAACUUGACAGUUAGUUCCAUCAAAACCUUGCCAUUGAAUGGUACUGUGGAAAUUGUCUCUUCGAGUAGUGUGCUCUAUCAAUCGAAUGGAACUUUUAGUGGAAAUGAUUCCUUUGUAUAUGUGGUUUCGAAUGGAUAUUUGCAAGCUGAAGCAUUGGUGAUGGUUCAUGUAUUGAAUCGACCACCUCAUGCCAUUCCUUUAGAAUUCCAAGUGGAGAAGAAUUCCAAACCAGUGGAUUUGAAUUUCUUGACAUAUGUGAAUGACAAUGGAGGUUCCAUGUUUGAUUUGGACUCGUUUGAUGUUUUGACUGUGAGUGAUGUUUCUGGUGGUGUUUUGAUCCCUUCAGACACUAUGAAAAACACUUCGAGUAACAUUCUCAAAUUGGGAAGUGUCAAACUUCUUUCGUAUGGUAUUUCCUACUCUCCAACCAAAUACUUUAUUGGAACUGAAAGUUAUAACUAUACUGUGAGUGAUGGAGUGGAAUUCUCAUCGAGUGUUGUGAAAAUUGUCGUUACAAAUGGAGCUCCAGUGGCCAAAGAUGAUGCUUACUAUGUUCCAAAAUAUUCUCAAGCGACUUUAAAUGUUCUUCUCAAUGAUUAUGAUCCCAAUGAAGAUGACAUUACCAUUGAUUCUAUCAAUUCUGUGGGUGUUGCCAGUGCCACAGUGGAUCAACCUGACAAGAAAACUAUCACUUACUUGACUUCAAGUACUGUCUCAACUUCGUAUUCAGACAGUUUUGAAUAUGUCAUUAGUGAUGGUGAAAAGGCAGCAAGUGCUGUGGUGUUCAUUAAGGUGUUUAACACUCCUCCUUUAGUGAAUGACUUUUCAACCAUUGUGAAAAAGAAUUCAAUGAAUAAUUUCAUUCCAAUUAAUUAUACAGAGAGUGAUAUUUUGGACACAGUGACAAUGAGUUCCAUCACUCCAUCUCCUUCCAUAGUUGGUUCUUCUUUGAUUAAUUCAAAAACAUCUUCAAUUGUGAGAGCUCCAUGUUGUGAUUGGAGAACUGUGGUGAGAAAUGAUUAUUCCAUUCAAUUCAAUCCAUUACCAAAUCAAAUCUAUACUCAAAGUUUUCAAAUUGUAAUGGAAGAUGGUGAAAGCAAAUCUCGAAUGGCCACUUAUUCCAUUCAAGUAGUGAAUGAUCCUCCUACUGCAAAUCCAGAUGAAACUUAUUGCAUCAAAAAUUCAUUCACUAUCAUCAAUGUUGUUUCCAAUGACGUGGAUGUCAAUCCAGGUGAUACUUCUAAAAUUCGAUUGAGUACUGGAUGGACCAAAACUUCAUCCAAUGGUGGAAGCUUAAUUCCACUCAAUGCCACUCACGUUCAAUACACUGCACCUCUUGGAUUCAUUGGUGAUGAUGUCAUUUCCUAUGAAAUUACUGAUCAAACAUUGAAUCAAACAACUGGUCAAUGGGAUGCUUCCAGUUUUGCCAUUGGUACUCUCUUGGUUCAUGUCGUUCCUGAAAAUUACACCAAUCAACCACCUACUUGUUCAGGUGGAAUUUCACAAACCUUAACGAAGGGAUCUUCCUAUGAUUUCAAAUCCAAAAUGGCUGCUGUGAGUGCAGAUCCAGAAGGAAAAAAUCUGACCUUUUACAUUUCAAAUGCAGGUGCCUUGUCAAGUGUUGGAAACAUUACAGGAAGCACCACUUUUACAGCUGCUCUCAAAAAUAGUGGAACCAAGGUUGCUGCGUUCAUUGUGAGUGAUAUUUAUGGAUUAACUGCUCAAUGUCCACUCACUGUGACAGUCACAAAUACUGCACCUAUUUCUCAAAAUGCAAACUAUUCAUUUGUCAUUUCACAAAGUAGUUUCGUUCACACCAUGAGUUAUGUGGCAGAUGGUUAUGCAUCAGAUGCAGAUCCUCAAGAUGUGUUGACAUUGAGUCUUGUCGAUGCUUCCAAUUGUUUGAAUACCAUUGCUUCGAGUGUGACUAUUUCAGGAAAUGUCAUUUCUCUCACAAGAAAGGUUCCUUCAGGUUCAUGUAAACUUACUGUCAAAGUGACAGAUGACGAUGGCACCAAUCCACUCAGUUCAAACAAUGCCUUAAUUACCAUCAAUCUCCUCUCUCUAAAUCCAUUUGCUAGAAACGAUGCUUUUAGUAUUGAUCAAGGACAAACCAUUCGAAUUCCAGUGACCAAAAUGUUACAAAAUGACACGGACGAAUAUGGAUUGAAUGGAAUGAGUUUUGUUUCUGUUCAGUGCCCAGACUCUACCUAUUGUCAUCGAACUCCUCGUGUGCUCAAUGCGAAUGGUGACACUUAUGUUGAAGUUGAUUCAGAUCCAAAUUCAUGUCAAGCUGAUAAAUUCCAAUACACUGCUAGAACCGCUUCAGGAAUUUCACGAAAUGCUGACGUUUAUAUUGAAUUCAAGAAUUGCAUGUGUAAGAGUAAGAUUGAUUUCAUGUUCGUGAUUGAUGCAUCAGGAUCCAUUGGUUGGGACAAUUUCCAAAAGAUUCGUGCUUUGGGUCAACAAAUUGUCUCUCGCAUGCAAUUGGGUGAAGAUGCCAUUAAGGUUGGAAUUGUUCGAUUUCAUACGUCAUCAACUUUGGCUCUUCCCCUCACAAGUUCACUCACAGAUAUUCAGAAUACUUUUGAGAACAUGCCCUAUGAGGCUGGAUGGACUGCUCAAUUGGCUGGUAUUCGUGAAGCAUUUAAUGAAUUGGCACGAAAUGGAAGAACAGACGCUGAGAAAGUCAUGUAUAUCUUGACAGAUGGUCUUGCAAACAUACCAUGUUCGUGUGAUGCUUGUUCUUCAUUCUGGAGCACCAAACCAAGUCUUUAUCCCUACACCGUUGGAACUUUAAUUAUUGACAAUAACCAGCUCAGCGACACACAAAAGCAACAAGUUUAUCAAAAUCAAUGCAAUUAUCAAUUUCCUUACACUCCCGGAGAUCCAAACAACUUUGCAUUCUAUCCUUAUUCUUGUUCACAAUGUUCAUGGGAUGAUUAUUCAAGUAGUUGCUUGCCUUGUGCAGAUGCUAUACCAGUUGCUCAAAAGAUCAAUAGUUGGAAGAAAAAUUCUGCUGGAGUGAUUCCAUCUGAUCCAGACAAUCCAUUCAAUCGUUACAACGUUCAAUGGAAGAUCAUUGCCAUGGGUGUUGGUGAUGCAUUAAGUAAUCCAUUAGGUUCUCGUGAAUUGAGAGGAAUGAAUUACAAUGCCGAUCGAACCAUCAAUGUGCCAUGGGAUGAUUUACAAAAAACUUUUUCUGAAGUUGUGGAUCAAUCCUGUAAUUCGAGAACUAUUGUAUUGAAUUAA